Molecule: messenger RNA, 1026 nt
Organism: Trematosphaeria pertusa
Lineage: Eukaryota; Fungi; Ascomycota; Dothideomycetes; Pleosporales; Trematosphaeriaceae
Product: glutathione S-transferase Gst3
Exons: 2
Coding region: 1-1026 (341 amino acids)
Cellular component (GO): cytoplasm
Molecular function (GO): glutathione transferase activity
Source: RefSeq, a predicted model, not a curated record
AUGGAUAAAGCUCCUAGCAUCACCGACUGGGUCAAACCCGGCGACAAGAGCGGCGAAUUCAAGCGCCAGACAAGCGUCUUCAGGAACUGGAUUGAAAACAAGCCCGGCGCGGAGUUCCCACCGGAAAAGGACAGGUAUCACUUGUACGUCAGCUAUGCGUGUCCGUGGGCGCAUAGGACCUUGAUUGUGCGGCGGCUGAAAGGGUUAGAGGGGAUAGUGGGGGUGACUAGUGUGCACUGGCACAUGGGGGAAAGGGGCUGGCGGUUCACAACCCCCGACGAGAACGUGCCGGGCGAGGACGUCACGCCCGAUCCGCUCCACGAGGGCUACACGCACCUCCGCGACAUCUACUUUGAGCAGAAUCCGCAGUAUGAGGGGCGCUUCACGGUGCCGACGCUGUACGACAAGAAGCAGAAGAAGAUUGUGAAUAAUGAGAGCAGCGAGAUCAUCAGGAUGUUCUAUUACGCGUUUGAUGAUCUGCUGGAUGAGGAGCACAAGGGGCUUGAUUUGUUCCCCGAGGAGUUGAGGAAGGACAUUGAGGAGAUGAAUGAGUGGGUGUAUAAUGACGUUAAUAACGGAGUGUAUAAGUCGGGCUUUGCUACCACCGAAGAAGCGUACACCCGCGCCGUCACCCAACUCUUCGCCUCCCUCGACCGCCUCGAAUCCCACCUCUCCACCUCCUCAACCCCCUAUCUGCUCUCCGCCCCGCACCUCACCGAAGCUGACAUCCGCCUCUACACCACCAUCGUCCGCUUCGACCCCGUCUACGUGCAGCACUUCAAGUGCAAUAUCCGCGACAUUCGCUCGGGAUAUCCGUACCUGCACCGUUGGCUCAGGCAUCUGUACUGGGAUUUUCCGGCAUUCAAGCAGACCACGCAGUUCGAGCAUAUCAAGAAGCAUUAUACGAAGAGCCAUGCGCAGAUUAAUCGGUUUGCGAUUACGCCGGUCGGUCCGGUGCCGGAUGUGCUGGGGAAGGAGGAGGAGGUGCUGGCGGUGCGGUUUGCGGCUGCGGUGGGGAAGAAGUAG